UUCAUAAAUGUACCAAUACAUGUUUGCAUCAAACUUGUAAAUAUUUUGGUAUAUUAACAAUUUAUAUUACAUAUAAAAGCUGUCAGCUUUCAUUAAUAAAGUUAUGGAAUUACAAAAUAUAUGCUGAGCAAUUUUAAUAUACAAUAAUUUCUUUAUUUUGAUUCUCAUCUGAAAGGUGUUGAAAAGUAUUUAUUUAAUAAUAUUAUAUUGCAAAUAAUUCAUUUUGAAUCAUAGAACUUGUAAAUCUUUAUAAUGUCCAUAUUAAAGAGAUUGUUAAAAUUGCCACAAAAUAUAUAUUCUUUCAAAAACGUUAUUCAAAAUUAUCCAAAAAGAAAUGAAAGUUUCUUAUCAGCAUCUGGACAAUCUUCUACAUUAAAAACUGUACUCAAAGCAAGUUUAGUAGGAAUUUCUGUUGGAUUUCCUAUUGGUAUAGUUAUUACUUCUGGUUAUUCAUGGUAUAAAAAUAAAAAUGGUGCAAAAACUUAUCAUCUUGAAGGUAAAGAACGUAAAAUUGAAUUACUUAGCCACAAACCGGAUGUACCCAUUUCUAGAAAGAUUGUUUCACCUGUGGAUACAACCGGAUUAAAAUUAACACUUUUCCAAUAUCAAACAUGCCCAUUUUGCUGCAAGGUCAGAGUUUUUUUGGAUUAUUAUGGAAUAUCUUAUGAUGUUGUGGAAGUUGAUCCAGUAUUAAGAAAAGAGAUAUCAUGGUCCUCUUACAAAAAAGUGCCAAUACUUCUAACUCAGUUAGAAUCUGGAUAUGGACCUUUACAUGACAGCUCAAUGAUUAUUUCUCUAUUAGCAUCACAUCUAAGAGAUAAAUCACAAACAGUAGAUGAUUUAAUGAAGGAUUAUCCAAGUAUAGCAAUGCACGAUGAAAAUGAUAAAUUUAAGUAUGAAAUAAUGAACAAAUAUUUCUUAAUGUAUAAAGAUGCUCCUCCUUCGGAUAAAGAUUUGAAUAAUAUUAUGGAAGAACGCAAGUGGAGAAAAUGGGCAGAUGAUACACUUGUUCAUACACUUUCACCAAAUGUAUAUAGGACACUUGGUGAAGCUUACAAAACUUUUAAUUGGUUUUCUGAAGUUGGUAAAUGGGAGGAAUACUUUCCAGCAUGGGAACGAUUAGUAAUGAUAAAUAUAGGCGCUGUAGCUAUGUGGAUCAUAUCAAAACGACUGAAAAAGAGACAUAAUCUUAAAGGCGAUGUUCGGCAAUCUUUGUACGACGAAAUUAACGUAUGGUUACGCUGCAUUAAGAAACGUGGUGGCACAUUUAUGGGAGGGGAAAAGCCUAAUUUAUCAGAUCUCGCUGUCUAUGGAAUUUUGAAAAGUAUAGAAGGCUGUGAUGCUUUUAAAGAUGCUUUAUGUAAUACAAAACUAGGUACAUGGUAUAAUGCUAUGACAAAGGAAGUAGAAACACAUUCUGGAAGCAAUUAUUUAAUAUCUAAAUAAUGUAAAUAUAUUAAUUGAUUGUAAUCUAGUUGCUCUAUUGCUGAAAUUAGUUUUGUUAAGAUUACUUUCCACAUGAUUCAUUGCUUCAUUCAAACGUUGAUUUUUAUUUGUUUACUUAUUUGAUUUAGUAAUAAAAUUUUAAUUAUACGUUUGAAACAAUAUCAUGGUAAAAAGUCAAAUAUAUAUUUAUAUUUACAUCCUGCA
This is a messenger RNA of Megachile rotundata (alfalfa leafcutting bee), 1650 nucleotides long. RefSeq names its product prostaglandin E synthase Su(P) (gene Su(P)). Lineage: Eukaryota; Metazoa; Arthropoda; Insecta; Hymenoptera; Megachilidae. Gene Ontology annotation, cellular component: mitochondrion. The record is from RefSeq and is a predicted model, not a curated record. Gene Ontology annotation, molecular function: prostaglandin-E synthase activity.